Molecule: messenger RNA, 315 nt
Organism: Komagataella phaffii GS115
Lineage: Eukaryota; Fungi; Ascomycota; Pichiomycetes; Pichiales; Pichiaceae
Exons: 1
Coding region: 1-315 (104 amino acids)
Cellular component (GO): mitochondrion
Source: RefSeq, a predicted model, not a curated record
AUGCACCCACAGUUAGACUCAGAGAGAUUUCAUCCAUGCGAGGAUCUUAUAAAGGCUCUCCAGGAAUGCCAUAGAAACGAAUUUAUGAAACAGAUCUUCGGUCUUUGCAACGAACCGAAAACCUUGCUUACGAAAUGUCUUCACGACACCAGAUUGGCCCAGGAAAGAGAAAAAAUUCUGGAAAGAAAAGAAAAGACCAAGAAGUUCGAGCUGCGCAGAAAACAGCUCGAAGAAGAGAAAUACGGCAAGGAUGGUUACCUCAAGAAGGUCAUCGAAAAGGAAUUGGAGCUUGAAGCUAAUAAUGGGCAAAAAUAA